AUGUCGAAGAUAUCCAAGGUCAACCAUGCGGCCGGCAUCUUCGCUGACAUCUCCGUCGAUGGCCCAAUUAUCGGUACCUUGGUCUGUAUCAUUGACCGAGCCAAAAACCUCCCCAAUCGUAAGACGAUGGGAAAGCAGAAUCCCUAUGCUGCAGCACGAUUGGGCAAAGAAGCAAAAAAGACACAGACAGAUUUACGAGGAGGACAGACUCCCCGAUGGGACUCUGAACUUCGAUUUACUGUACAUGAAUCUCCAGAUUAUUUCAAGCUCAAGGUUUCUGUUUUCAAUGAUGAUAAGAAGACCGAUCUGAUCGGUGAGACCUGGGUUGACUUGCAGAACUUGAUCAUUCCGGGUGGAAGCCAGAAUGAUCACUGGCAUCCGCUCCAGUACCGCGGCAAGUACGCAGGAGACAUCCGAAUUGAGAUGACAUACUACGAUACUCGAGAACAAGACGAGGUCGUGAUUGAACGCCGACAGGAAGCCGCUGACAGAGUCCAAGGCAAACCCCCAAGUACUCCUAGCAGUACGGGUUUGUCCGGUCCUCGACAAUUGAAAGAUGUCAAGCGACGACCUUUGCCAAGUGGGCCUUCAGUAGCCCCGGCAAGGCCGGCUCCUCUGGAACAAGUUCAAUCUGCUCCGCUUCACCACCCAGUCCCGUCAAGACCCGCCAUUCCCGAGCAUUCCAACACCCUCCCUAGUGCUCCUGACGCCGCCACCUAUGUCCCGAGACAUUCGGAACCUAUCUAUGAGGCUCCGUCUUAUCGUGCACCUUCGCCUGUGGCGGGUCCCUCUCGUGGUGGGUACAAUAGUACCGAAAACUACCCUCAGAAAUGGGAUACACCUGUUGUUGCUCCUCUUCGCCGACAAAAUCCACAGGAGAUGUCUUAUACCUCCAAUGAAGUUAUCGAACCAUCGUACGACGCGCGUAUGCAACAACAGCAGCAACAGCAAUAUGAGCAGCAACAGAAAUACGAGCAACAACAGCAAUACGAGCAGCAGCAAAAGCAAAAGCAACAGAUGCAACAGCAACAGAUCAAGCAGCAACAAAUACAACAGCAGCAGAUCCAGCAGCAACAGAUUCAACAGCAAAUGCGGAGUCGUUCAGAUUAUGAUCAACCACCUUCAAGAGACUAUCGGCUAGCCAGGCAAGACCAGUACGACAAUGUCCGUGAAGUAGUGCAAUACCAAUCCAUACAAUCAGAUCCAUACGCUCAGAUAGAGCAGCCGCGAUAUAAUCUAGAUCCCAUGUCCUAUGGCGGCGCACAUGCACAUGGGCCGGCAACUCCAUAUUUUGCGUCCUCCUCUUCAGCACUAGUGGAUGAUCAGAUAUACCACCAGCAUAGGGUUCGCCCUCUUCAAAUAACCGCCCAUGGUCAUGAAUAUCACCCAGAGUAUGCGGGAAUGCAGCCACGGGUAGAAGAUGAGGAUGAAGAUGGACUGCCGCCACCUCCACCAGCACACCGAUCACAAAGGGCGCAUCCUCCGUUACCCACGCCAAAGGCCUCCCCCCAACCAUAUACACCCUACACACCUCCGUCAGCUUCUCGGUCCUCGGCCACUCACCCUCCGCCGAUCAUGUCCACUCCAUCCCGCCAGGAUCGCUAUCAAGAGUCUCCUCCGAUGGGGGGCUCUCCAGCCAUGCCUGCAAGCCUCGUCGCAGGUUACGAACUAGAAGACUCUUCUGAAAGAGCCGCUCUCGAAAGAUCAGCCCGCAGAUGCAGCACACACUGGGAUGACGAGAUGAUGCUUUCUGAACCACCUGCACCGCCUCCCGUCUCAGCAUCCGUUCACUACGAUACCCCUGCCCCUGUCUAUCCUUUACGCACAUCUCCACGACCUAUUGAUCAAAGACCUACUUCUAGCAGAGGUGGUUCUGUCAGCCCUGACAUGCGAGCUGUGACUCGGAAAUCAGUCAGUCCACGGCCCUCUUCAUCUGAUGUUUGUGGUGGAUCAUCAAUACCCUUCUCGCCUGACUCCUACAUAUCUCUCAAUCCGAAUGCCUCUCGCACACCAAGUAGAGAUCCUUCGCCCGCAUUCGACUCGCCUUUGCAAGUCAGAGAUGCUGCGGUGCGUGCCAAGGCCGAAUCCUCUCGAAACAUGGAUCAGCCAAUCAUUGGUGAUGAUGGUCGUGAAAUUGACCCCUCUGAUCAUCUACCUACCGACACCUGGGCACCCGAACCAGAGAGGAAGAACCGUAAGCCUGAAGUCAUUAUCCGCUUCAAGCACUCGUCUCGACCGACCUCGAGGGGAAACGAUGCCCCCUCUUCCCGCAGUUCAGGUCCGCCUCGGGUUGGAUUUAGGACAGAAACAACUUCCUAUCCUCCGGAUCGUCCCGUUAAAUACUCACCUACCCACGUGCAAGCAAGCCCAGGGGCAAUGGUUCGCACUCCACCUCGGCCGGACUACAGCCGUGAACGAUCUGAUAGUUAUGCGCAAAGUCGGGCUUACAGCACACCCACUUCUGUUGACCGACCCCGCUCCUCCCGCAGUUCUGUCUCUCCAUCACCAGCAUCCCGGAGCCCCCUAUAUGACUACAACUCCGGUCCCCCAAUUCCGAACAAGGUUCCAAUCACUGGAGGAAGCCCGGGCUACCCUGUUAUGUCUGGCAAUCACGCUGGUAAUGUCCGCAUGGAUGCUUUGAGUCGAGAGCUGAGCACGAUUGACAUCGGCUCUGCGGUGUGCAGUCCUAAUCGGGGGGCUGUUCGCAAGUACGUACCCAGGCCAUCGGCAUCGAUAGGUUACGCUAGCUAA
Molecule: messenger RNA, 2751 nt
Organism: Penicillium paradoxum
Lineage: Eukaryota; Fungi; Ascomycota; Eurotiomycetes; Eurotiales; Aspergillaceae
Exons: 2
Coding region: 1-2751 (916 amino acids)
Source: RefSeq, a predicted model, not a curated record